CGUUACCAAAUUCAAACGCCGCUUGAUUUGAAAAGUACCUCUAUUUCUCCUUUAUCUAGGAGUACGAUGCGUGAUCAUGAUGUCGUCACUAGGCAGUCGAGCAUUCCGCCAACUCCGUCCAACUUAGAAACGGGCAGUGGAGCUGGCCAGCGAGUCAGCGAUUGGUCAUGUCCACGGAGAGGCUAGACGUUCUCCGUCUCUGCGAAUCAAUCGUUCCCGAACAGUCGCCUGCUCAUCAGCCUAUGUUGUUUCGCCUUCAGCAAACCCUAGUCGCAUACUCCGGAUGACUCCUCCUUCGGAAGCAUGGAGAGAAGCCUUUGAAUUUGGAAAUUUCUUCGAAUUCAGAUACAAUUGUAUAUUACCUUUUGUCUAAAUCUGUACAAUUCCAAAUUCUCGUGCUCCCAAACAAAGAGUUGAGGCUAUUGGAGGUGAAGAUUUCCGUCAGUCAGAAACCAUACUCUCUGAGCUCGUUGACUUCCUUCAUUCAAUCUCUGAUGCAGUUAUAUCAGAUCCAUGCAACGGGGAAUCAAAGAAUAAUGCGCAUGAAGUUCUCGUAGAGAUUUAUCGGCACCUUUGUUCUCCAUCGCUGGACCAGAAUAUUCUUGAUGGGUUAUCAUUUGAGUUGCCAAAGGCUGUUGCCAAAUUUGCGGGGGUGGAUUGUUCUUGCAUGAAGAUAGUUGACAGUAUUAUCGAUCGGUUUAUUGAGUAUUGUAGUCCACGUGACAUGCUUUCGAUUCUUUGUGAGGCAUUGGACUCCCCCAACAAAACACUUGAGGUUCGGGUUCCCAGUUAUUUUACUCCUAUCUUGAAGGGACUCUCCAAAGUAUUUCUCUCCAUUCAGAGACGCCCCUUUGAGCAAGUAAAAGUAGCAGUUCCCGUCAUACUUAAUGGUUUAAGGGCUGUCUCUUCAGAGUCCUUUGGUGGAGAUGCAGAUACUGAGGAUUUGUUUGACAGAGCAAUAGGCAUUGCCAAUUCUAUACAAGCUAUUUGCUUAAAGUUGGAGGGGAAACUAAAUGAAAAACUCCGUGCUUUACUUGGUCUAUAUGUCUUGCAAAUAAUGGCUUUGCUCUCAUUUAGCAUAAGAGAUGAAGUUUCAAUCUGGCUUCCCCUGGUGUCACAGCUGUCACAUUUUUUUCCAUACUGUAGUUUAUCAUAUCUUGGUUUUAUAACUGGGAGUGAUGUUGACAAGCUUAUUAGCAUUGUUCUUGGAGAGGAUGAAGAUGAUUAUAUGAGUUGCUUUUCUCAUGUCAAGCAUGGGGCAGCUCUAGCAGUGGUUUGGGGCCAUAUUGCUGGUGAGGUGGCUGAGGCUGCUGAGGAGAAUUUGGCAUUGGUUAAAGACGAACUUAGAUGUAACCAGACUAAAAGGUGGGAAGCCGUAGGCAUGUUAAAGCAUGUGCUAGCUUCUUUCAAUCUUCCAUGGGAAUUAAAGAAACAUGCUAUUAACUUCCUACUUGGCAUUGUGGAUGGAAAUAUCUCCCAAAUUGACAAUCAUACAGAUUGUUCAUCUUAUAUGCCUAGUAUUUUUGCUGGUCUGGAGGCUGUUGAAAUGGUCAUUAUGUACUCACCAGAAGCAGAAUUAAGGAAGAAUGCUUUUGUUGCAUUGAAAAGGGUACUCGCUGAUAUUCCAUCAUGUCCAAAGUUUGACAUUUUAAAAGCUUUGAUCACAAACAGUGAUUCUUCGUCCAUGAUUGCAAUCCUUGUGGAUUGUGUUAAAGAGGAGUUGCGGAGUUGCCAGAGAAUUUUGAUGGGGGAUAAUGAUCACCUGCUAGAAGAAAAUAAAGCCUUCCAGACUCGAGGGUUUUGGAGUACUGAUGUCCUUGAAUUGGUGGAGUUGGUUUUGAGGCCUCCAAAGGGAGGGCCUCCUUCCCUUCCGCAGCAGAGUGAUGGGGUUCUAUCUGCCCUCAAUCUAUACAGAUUUGUAUUGAUAACAGAGUCAUCAGGAAGAACCAACUAUACUGGGGUUCUGUCUAAGAACAAUUUACACAAGGCCUACAAUGAAUGGCUUUUACCUCUCCGGACUUUGGUGACAGGAAUUGUGGCAGAAAACCGGCAGGAUUUUGAUCAAAUUGCAAGUGACCCAGUAUGUGGUCUGAACCCAGUUGAGAUUGUUUUGUACCGCUGUAUUGAACUUGUUGAAGAAAAGCUUAAAUGUUCUACAUGACUUGUCGGGGUGUGACAGUUGAUGUUGUAGAUUUGUUUUCUAGGAAAAUCCCGUAUUAGUGUAGGCUUGAAGGGGUGGACAAGACAGGCAUAAUGCAUAGCCAAGAUGUGGAGUUCUUUAUUUUUCGAGUUUCAAGUUAUAGAUUCUGUGCAAAUUUAACUUAAAAAUACUUUUAAAUGAAGACAGAUAUGAUAAUUUUCGGUAAA
Messenger RNA from Malania oleifera, 2367 nucleotides. RefSeq names its product aberrant root formation protein 4. The coding region runs from base 668 to 2161 and encodes 497 amino acids. Gene Ontology annotation, cellular component: cytoplasm. The transcript has 15 exons. The record is from RefSeq and is a predicted model, not a curated record. Lineage: Eukaryota; Viridiplantae; Streptophyta; Magnoliopsida; Santalales; Ximeniaceae. Gene Ontology annotation, molecular function: ubiquitin-protein transferase inhibitor activity.